Messenger RNA from Octopus bimaculoides (California two-spot octopus), 750 nucleotides. RefSeq names its product zinc finger BED domain-containing protein 5. NCBI's taxonomy places the organism in Eukaryota, Metazoa, Mollusca, Cephalopoda, Octopoda, Octopodidae. Gene Ontology annotation, molecular function: protein dimerization activity. The record is from RefSeq and is a predicted model, not a curated record.
AUGGACGACUUGUCUCAAGACAUCAAAGAUCAAAUUCUCGAUCAACAGAAGGCAGAUCUCCAUGACAAGUUCCAGUCUGAAGGCUUUCAGCUAUCUCUAGCUUACCUACUGGACAUCUUCGAAGCCUUGAAUGCUUUCGACCUUAAACUACAAGAGAAAAACAUCAAAUUUCUCACGCACUACGACACCAUUCGAAUCUUCAUGGCCAAACUCGACCUCUGGAAAUGUCGAAUUCAGCAGGGAAAUACAGCCAGUUUUAGUUACUUGGAUUCUGCUCUCAUACACGAUAUAGAUAAAAAUCGUGAAGCUUGGAAAUUUAUCAGGAACCCAUUUCAUUGUGAAGUACCUGAUGUUUUGGAUGAAGUGCAAGAGGAAUUCCUUGAGCUGAAGUUCAACUCCUCAACUAAGGAAGACUUCAAAGAACUGGAUCUUGAAACGUUAUGGAUCAAUUACCUUCCUGUUUACCCUCUGAUCUCACAUCAGGCUCUUCGGAUUUUAGCUACGUUUGGGUCCACGUAUCUUUGUGAAGCUGCAUUUUCCACGCUCAUUGCUGUCAAGACAAAGUACAGAAACAGGCUGAACGUUGAAAGGGAUUUACAUUGUGCACUCCCUGGCAUUCAACCACGCAUUCAAGAUCUUGUAGCUAAGAAACAGUGUCAAGAAGAAUUUAUCCUCAAAUUCUCCGCCAAAGGCACUCAAAUUCCAGAUGUGGUAUUAAACCGGGCUAUGGAUGAAAUUUACCGACCAUGA